UCUACUGUAGUCACCCCUUCUCCUACUAUAUCAGCAUCAUGGAGGACAUCAUGAACGUAGAGAAGAGUUAUGACUCGCUGCCCAACUUCACUGCUGCUGACUGUCUAAGACUGCUUGGCAUCGGGAGGAACCAGUAUAUUGACUUGAUGAACCAGUGCAGGUCUUCCAAGAAAUUCUUCCGUAGGAAAACGGCGCGAGACCUGCUCCCCUCCAAGCCAGUAGAGAUCUCUGUAGAGCCGUGGUGGGUGGCUCAGACCGGAUACAUCACAGAGGAUGACAUCAGGAUCUGCUCGGUGGCAGAGAGGAAGGCGAUUGAUAAGAUGAUAGAUUCAGGACCCCAACUGGCCGGUUCAAUGGAGUACAAUGUGGUGCUGAGUCUGUACAACAGGGGAUACAUCUAUCUAGACGUGCCCAUCUCUGAUGACAGCUGCAUGUCAGUGCCCCCCCUGGAAGGCUUCGUGAUGAACAGGGUCCAGGGAGACUACUUUGAAACCCUAUUGUACAAAAUAUUUGUGUCCAUCGACGAGCAGACUAAUGUGUCAGAGCUGGCUAAUGUUCUGGAGAUUGACUUGGGCCUGGUGAAGAAUGCUGUGUCUAUGUACUGUCGCCUGGGUUUUGCCCUGAAGAAAGGAAGCUCUUUCAGCUCAGAGCAGCUCCACCCCACAUGGAAGACUGCCCCCUCUGUCAACAGACUGAAGAGCACAGUGGAUCCCAAACAGAUGCUGCUGUCGUGGGAACAGGGGAGUCCUGUGAUGGAGGCUGGAUCUGCGGCUACAGACACAGACACCACCAGCCUGGAGGACCAAGACAACACCAGUGUGAGCAGCCUGAGUAACCCUGGUCCUGCUGCCCCACCCACCAAGAGGAUCGCCUUCCUGUUUGACUCCACCCUCACCGCCUUCCUCAUGAUGGGGAACCUCUCUCCGAACCUGAAGAGCCAUGCGGUCACCAUGUUUGAGGUGGGGAAGCUGUCAGACGAGACCCUGGACAGCUUUCUGAUGGAGCUGGAUAAAGUAGAGAGCACGGCGGAGGGCGAGGCCCAGAGGUAUUUUGACCAUGCUCUGACCCUCAGGAACACCAUCCUGUUUCUCCGCUACAACAAGGAACUAACCACCGACCAGGGCCCUGACCUGCCUAACAACGGCCUCCCUCUGGAUAUGCUGCGCUGUGAGAGUCUGCUGGGUCUAGACCAGGCCACCUGCAGCCGUGUCCUCAACAAGAACUACAAACUACUGGUCUCCAUGGCACCGCUCAGCAACGAGAUACGACCUAUCAGCAGCUGCACGCCUCAGCACAUUGGGCCAGCCAUCCCAGAGGUGAGCUCCAUCUGGUUCAAGCUCUAUCUGUACCAUGUGACGGGCCAGGGUCCUCCCUCCCUGCUGCUGUCCAAGGGCUCCCGGCUCCGGAAACUACCAGACAUCUUCCAGGUCUAUGACAGGUUGCUGAUCACUUCCUGGGGUCACGACCCUGGUGUGGUACCUUCGUCUAACGUGCUGACCAUGCUCAAUGACGCCCUCACACACUCCGCUGUACUCAUACAGGGCCAUGGGCUGCAGGGUCAUGGAGAGACAGUUCACGUCCCCUUCCCGUUUGACCGGGAGGAUCUCAAAGGAGAGUUCUCCUCCUCCAACAUGUGUGUCCACAAGGCCCUGCUGCUGCUGAGGGAGAAGGUGGAUCUGGAGCACCAGUGUGGUUACAUCACCAUGCUCAACCCCAACAACAGGCACCGCAGGAGGGCCAGCGAGAGCUCCGACGGCAGGGGAGACAGUCAUCUGGGAGGUGGGUUGGAGGCCAACAGCAGCACGGAGUCCUUUGAGCUGGUCACAGAGGACAACAAUGGAGGAAAGCAAGCGGCAGAAGUGCCGUUGACAGAAGAUGACUGGGUCCCUCUAGAGCUGUGCUUUGGGAUGCCUCUCUUCAGCUCCGAGCUCAACCGCAAAAUAUGCCGAAAGAUCGCCUCGCACGGCCUCUGUAGCAAAGACAGCCUUCAAGACUUACUUCAUUCCAGCCGAACACUAUCAUUGAAGGUCCUGAGUUUUGUUCAGUCGUUCCAGGAUGGCAGCCAGGGUCAGCCCGACCCUGACAGUGGAGUGUCCGGUCCUCUCAGCCAGCCCCCGGCCGAGUCUGGUGUUCCGCUGCCCGCUCUCAACCUCAUCUUCAAGGAUGGACAGCUGAGGGAGUGGAGUGGACGAGCACCUCCACCUCUCCACAUCUCAGCCCUGCAGAAAGACCAGACCUUAUAGACCCCUCCACAUCUCAGCCCUGCAGAAAGACCAGACCUUAUAGACCCCUCCACAUCUCAGCCCUGCAGAAAGACCAGACCUUAUAGACCCCUCCACAUCUCAGCCCUGCAGAAAGACCAGACCUUAUAGACCCCUCCACAUCUCAGCCCUGCAGAAAGACCAGACCUUAUAGACCCCUCCACAUCUCAGCCCUGCAGAAAGACCAGACCUUAUAGACCCCUCCACAUCUCAGCCCUGCAGAAAGACCAGACCUUAUAGACCCCUCCACCUCUCAGCCCUGCAGAAAGACCAGACCUUAUAGACCCCUCCACCUCUCAGCCCUGCAGAAAGACCAGACCUUAUAGACCCCUCCACCUCUCAGCCCUGCAGAAAGACCAGACCUUAUAGACCCCUCCACCUCUCAGCCCUGCAGAAAGACCAGACCUUAUAGACCCCUCCACCUCUCAGCCCUGCAGAAAGACCAGACCUUAUAGACCCCUCCACCUCUCAGCCCUGCAGAAAGACCAGACCUUAUAGGCCCCUCCACCUCUCAGCCCUGCAGAAAGACCAGACCUUAUAGGCCCCUCCACCUCUCAGCCCUGCAGAAAGACCAGACCUUAUAGACCCCUCCACCUCUCCACAUCUCAGCCCUGCAGAAAGACCAGACCUUAUAGACCCCUCCACAUCUCAGCCCUGCAGAAAGACCAGACCUUAUAGACCCCUCCACCUCUCAGCCCUGCAGAAAGACCAGACCUUAUAGGCCCCUCCACCUCUCAGCCCUGCAGAAAGACCAGACCUUAUAGACCCCUCCACCUCUCCACAUCUCAGCCCUGCAGAAAGACCAGACCUUAUAGACCCCUCCACAUCUCAGCCCUGCAGAAAGACCAGACCUUAUAGACCCCAUCCACAUCUCAGCCCUCCAGAAAGACCAGACCUUAUAGACCCCUCCACAUCUCAGCCCUGCAGAAAGACCAAAGUGUUUUGCCACCUUAAGUACAUGUUUCUGAUGGACUUUCCCUCUUCCUCAUAUUGUCCUAUGAUCAGAACCAACCCCUCCUCCUCCUCUUCCUCAUAUUGUCCUAUGAUCAGAACCAACCCCUCCUCCUCCUCUUCCUCAUAUUGUCCUAUGAUCAGAACCAACCCCUCCUCCUCUUCCUCAUAUUGUCCUAUGAUCAGAACCAACCCAAUCCAACCCCUCCUCUUCCUCGUUUUGUCCAAUGAUCAGAACCAACAGAACCCCUCCUCUUCCUCAUAUUGUCCUAUGAUCAGAACCAACCCCUCCUCCUCUUCCUCAUAUUGUCCUAUGAUCAGAACCAACCCAACCCCUCCUCUUCCUCCUAUUGUCCUAUGAUCAGA
Messenger RNA from Oncorhynchus gorbuscha (pink salmon), 3578 nucleotides. RefSeq names its product protein FAM91A1. The record is from RefSeq and is a predicted model, not a curated record. Lineage: Eukaryota; Metazoa; Chordata; Actinopteri; Salmoniformes; Salmonidae. Gene Ontology annotation, biological process: intracellular protein transport. Bases 39 to 2243 code for a protein of 734 amino acids. Gene Ontology annotation, cellular component: trans-Golgi network; cytoplasmic vesicle. The transcript has 22 exons.